Camellia sinensis is the source of this 3247-nucleotide messenger RNA. It is a transcript of the gene TOZ, whose product is annotated as Transducin family protein / WD-40 repeat family protein. Gene Ontology annotation, biological process: endonucleolytic cleavage to generate mature 5'-end of SSU-rRNA from (SSU-rRNA, 5.8S rRNA, LSU-rRNA); endonucleolytic cleavage in 5'-ETS of tricistronic rRNA transcript (SSU-rRNA, 5.8S rRNA, LSU-rRNA). NCBI's taxonomy places the organism in Eukaryota, Viridiplantae, Streptophyta, Magnoliopsida, Ericales, Theaceae. Gene Ontology annotation, cellular component: small-subunit processome; 90S preribosome; nucleolus. Gene Ontology annotation, molecular function: U3 snoRNA binding; protein binding. The record is from RefSeq and is a predicted model, not a curated record.
GUUUUUGUAGAGGUGAGAGAAUUACCAAUUUUGUCAAAACCCUAAACCCUAACUUGUCCCCUGUUUUCUUCCUCGUAGCACCAAUACUACUACUACUAUCACCCUACGUUGUUCUUUGAACGCAGACACAGAAGCUCUCUCUGGUGUAACCAGCUCCACUGUUUUAGCUUCGAAUUUAGAGAGAGAGAGAGAGAGAGAGGGAGAUAUGGCGUCUGUGAGCUUGAAGAAGAACUACCGCUGUGUUCAAUCUCUGCAACAAUUCUAUUCCGGGGGACCCUUUGCCGUCUCAUCCGAUGGAUCUUUCCUCAUAUGCGCUUGCAACGACACCAUCAAGAUUGUCGAUUCUUCAAACUCAUCCAUUAAAUCCACCAUCGAAGGCGAUUCAGAGCCUAUCACUGCCCUCGCUCUUAGCCCCGACAACACUUUUCUCUUCUCUGCCAGCCACAGUCGCCAAAUUAGGGUUUGGGACCUCUCCUCCCUCAAAUGUUUGCGUUCUUGGAAGGGACACGAAGGACCCGUGAUGGGCAUGGCUUGUGACGCCUCGGGUGGAUUGCUAGCGACGGCGGGAGCUGAUAGGAAAGUACUUGUGUGGGACAUUGAUGGCGGAUUCUGUACACAUUUCUUUAAAGGCCAUAAAGGUGUUGUGACUAGUAUCAUGUUUCAUCCUGACCCGAAUCGACUGAUACUUUUUUCUGGAAGUGAUGAUGCAACUGUUCGAGUCUGGGAUCUUGCAACCAAGAAAUGCAUUGCAACGUUAGACAAGCAUUUCUCAGCAGUAACUUCCAUGGCAGUAUCUGAAGAUGGAUGGUCCUUGCUCAGUGCUGGAAGAGAUAAGGUUGUAAACGUGUGGGAUCUUCGUGACUAUGGCUGCAAGAUCACUGUACCAACAUAUGAGGUGCUCGAAGCUGUGUGUGUAAUCCCUUCUGCAUCUCCUUUCACUUCUUGUCUGGAUUUGUACAAACAGCAGCAUGGGAAGAAAAGUGCUUCAUCAGCAAUUUAUUUUAUCACAAUUGGUGAACGUGGGAUUGUACGGCUAUGGAACUCCGAGGGUGCAGGUUGCCUUUUUGAGCAGAAGACUUCAGAUGUUACUGUCCAAACUGAUGAGGAAGACUUGAAAAGAGGCUUCAUUGCUGCUGUCAUGUUACCCUCAGAUCAAGGAUUGCUGUGUGUCACAGCUGACCAACAGUUUCUCUUCUAUUCGCCGACUGUGUAUCCUGAAGGUUGUUUGAAGUUAACCCUAAGCAAAAGGCUUGUAGGAUACAAUGAAGAAAUAGUGGAUAUGAAAUUUCUGGGUGAGGAUGAACAAUUUCUUGCUGUUGCCACGAGUGUUGAACAGGUCCGAGUGUAUGACCUUGCAUCCAUGUCAUGUUCCUAUGUGUUGGCAGGUCAUACUGACAUUGUUCUAUGCCUUGAUACCUGUGUACCAAGUUCUGGAAGAGCGCUUAUUGUGACGGGAAGCAAGGACAACAGUGUUAGGUUAUGGGAAGCUGAAAGCACACAUUGUCUUGGAGUUGGCGUAGGUCAUAUGGGAGCUGUUGGAGCUGUUGCUUUCUCGAAGAAGCAGCGGAACUUCUUUGUUAGUGGCAGUAGUGACCGUACCCUUAAGGUCUGGAGCUUGGAUGGUCUCUCAGGCGCGGAACAACAUUUGAAAGCAAAAGCAGCUGUAGCAGCACAUGAUAAGGAUAUAAAUUCUCUGGCCAUUUCCCCAAAUGAUAGUCUUGUUUGCAGUGGAUCCCAGGACCGCACUGCUUGUGUAUGGAAGCUUCCAGACCUAGUAUCAGUGGUGGUUUUAAGAGGUCACAAAAGAGGAAUUUGGUCAGUAGAGUUUGCUCCAGUUGUUCAAUGUGUUAUAACAGCGUCUGGAGAUAAAACAAUAAAGAUAUGGGAUAUAUCUAAUGGUUCAUGUCUAAAAACAUUUGAAGGGCAUACAUCAAGUGUAUUUAGAGCAUCAUUCCUUACUCGUGGGACCCAGUUUGUUUCAUGUGGUGCUGAUGGCUUGGUGAAGCUGUGGACAAUUAAAACUGACGAAUGCAUUGCAACUUAUGAUCAACAUGAGGAUAAGGUUUGGGCCUUAGCUGUUGGGAAGAAGACAGAAAUGAUUGCAACUGGUGGCAGUGAUGCAGUUGUCAAUUUGUGGCAUGAUUCUACUGCUUUUGAUAAAGAGGAAGAUUUCCGUAAAGAAGAGGAAGGGGUUUUAAGAGGUCAAGAACUAGAAAAUGCUGUAUCAGAUGCUGACUACACCAAAGCAAUCCAAAUUGCCUUUGAGCUUCGCAGACCUCAUAAACUUUUUGAGUUAUUCACUGAACUCUGCAGGAAGAGAGAGGCUGAAGUUCAGAUAGAUAAAGCGCUUCAUGACCUUGGCAAGGAACAGUUUCUUCAACUCCUUGAAUAUGUCCGCGAAUGGAAUACAAAGCCAAAACUUUGUCAUAUUGCACAGUUUGUUCUUUUCCGGGUUUUCAACAUCAUUCCACCAACGGAGAUUGUUGAGAUAAGAGCCAUUGGACAAUUACUGGAAGGUCUUAUCCCAUAUUGCCAGAGGCAUUUCAGUAGGAUAGACAGGCUGGAGAGAAGCACAUUCCUCUUGGACUACACUCUGAUGGGGAUGUCGGUUAUUGAACCAGAAAUGGAGGGAAGAGAGGUGAAAGAUGUGCCUGCACUGCAAUCAAAUACUAAGGAUGCAGAUGAGGAGCUAUUAACAGAAAUAGCUGAUAAGGAGGAAAAGCAGACUGACGAGGUAAAAGAGAGAGCCUCGAACUCUUCAAAGAAACGGAAAUCAAACAAAUCUAGAGACGUUGCAUAUAAGAAAGUGAAGGGGGCGGCUCAUGCCAAAGUUUCAGCUGUUUCAUCCCCGGCAUGAUACGUCAGACGAUUAUACUACAGCCUUAUAUUUGUUCAUUCAUGAAUUUUUGUCCAAAUUUCACGCAAAAGUGAGGCUUCUACCCUUAUAGGUUUUAUUAGUGUCUUUUUUUGUAGGGUCCUGCUGUAGAAAGCAUAUUCAUCGUGCCUGCUUUGAGGGGGGAUUUAAGAUGGUAUAUCAUCUAAAUACGCUGGACUUUGAAAAGUAUUGAGUUACAAUUCAUUGUACAAGUGGUCCACAACCAUGUUUUCUAGAGGAUUAACGAGGGCACAUUUCCCCCCUAGGUUAUGGAGAGUUACUGUUUUUCUGUUUUGUUUUGUUGUGUGUGUGUGUGUGUUAAGAUACUCAGGUGGAGAGCCUAAUUUAUGGCGGCAUUUGUUUAUGGUGUCA